GGCGGGGCGAUGUAGGCGGCGGCGGCGGCCAGGUGGGAUGCUAUGGAAUAUGAUGAAAAGUUGGCCCGGUUCCGGCAGGCCCACCUCAACCCCUUCAACAAGCAGCCUGGGCCGAGGCAACAUGAGCAGGAGCCCGGCGAGGAGGCCCCGGACGUCGCUGUUGAAGCCCUCCACACCUGCCCCCUCCCCACAGAGGCCCUGCCCGAGCCGCCCCCUGGGGAGCCGGAGUUCCGCUGCCCUGAGCGCGUGAUGGACCUCGGCCUGUCUGAGGACCACUUCUCCCGCCCCGUGGGUCUGUUCCUGGCCUCCGACAUCCAGCAGCUGCAGCAGGCCAUCGAGGAGUGCAAGCGGGUGAUUCUGGAGCUGCCCGAACAGUCGGAGAAGCAGAAGGAUGCUGUGGUCCGGCUCAUCCACCUCCGGCUGAAGCUCCAGGAGCUGAAGGACCCCAACGAGGACGAGCCCAACCUCCGAGUCCUCCUCGACCACCGCUUCUAUAAGGAGAAGAGCAAGAGUGUCAAGCAAACCUGUGACAAGUGCAACACUCUCAUCUGGGGGCUCAUUCAGACCUGGUACACCUGCACAGGGUGUUGUUACCGCUGUCACAGCAAGUGCUUGGGCCUCAUCUCCAAGCCGUGCGUCAGCUCCAGAGUCAGCCACCAAGCCGAGUACGAGCUGAACAUCUGUCCCGAGACAGGGCUGGACAGCCAGGACUACCGCUGUGCCGAGUGCCGGGCACCCAUCUCUCUGCGGGGUGUGCCCAGCGAGGCCAGGCAGUGUGACUACACCGGCCAGUACUACUGCGGCCACUGCCACUGGAACGACCUGGCCGUGAUCCCUGCGCGCGUCGUGCACAACUGGGACUUCGAGCCUCGCAAGGUGUCCCGCUGCAGCAUGCGCUACCUGGCGCUCAUGGUGUCUCGGCCGGUGCUCCGGCUCCGGGAGAUCAACCCUCUGCUGUUCAACUACGUGGAGGAGCUGGUAGAGAUCCGGAAACUGCGCCAGGACAUCCUGCGCAUGAAGCCGUACUUCAUCACCUGUAAGGAGGCCAUGGAGGCACGUCUGCUGCUGCAGCUCCAGGACCGGCAGCACUUCGUGGAGAACGACGAGAUGUACUCGGUCCAGGACCUCCUGGACGUGCGCUUGGGCCGGCUGGGCUGCUCCCUCACCGAGAUCCACACGCUGUUCGCCAAGCACAUCAAGCUGGACUGUGAGCGGUGCCAGGCCAAGGGCUUCGUGUGUGAGCUCUGCAGAGAGGGUGACGUGCUGUUCCCGUUUGACAGCCACACGUCCGUGUGCACCGACUGCUCGGCCGUCUUCCACAGGGACUGCUACUACGACAACUCCACCACAUGCCCCAAGUGCGCCCGGCUCAGCCUGCGGAAGCAGUCACUCUUUCAGGAGCCUGGUCCCGACGUGGACGCCUGAAGCUGAAGGAGGACACCGGGUGCCCCGCCUGGACUACCUGUCGCCGACCCCGCUGGCAUUGCCAAAGUCAAGUUUGUUCCGCUCUGGAGACCCCUGGGGUGAAGCCCCUGGACCUCUCCACCCCUGUGGGGGUAGAGGGAGGUGGUGAGCAGGACUGUCAUCCCCCAGGUGCUUUGUGGCACUCGGGGCGGCUGCACCUGGUUGUUACGUGGUUGUGCUGCCAUGUGGGGUCCCCUCCCCCACUGCAGGACUCCGUGGAGUGAGGGAGGACUUCUAACUUCCCCCACUGCACAGAGCCCUCCGUGCCCCUGGGCCAAGGCUUCUGGGCUCUGGAGACGCCAUGAGCCCCGUCCCAGCCACUCUGGAAACUUGUCAGGCCAAGACCCCCAGAGGGCUUCAGAGCAGGGGUCACUAAGACCUGAGGAUGCCCCGGGCCUGAGUUUCGCCUGCAGUGGUAGUUUGGGUUCUACCUGGAGACUCCCACUGCCUCCAGCCACUUGUCUGUGGGGGCUUCUGUUUGUCCCUGGCGGGAGCCAUUCAAGAUUGUCUCCCAUGGACCUGCCCAUCUUGGCCUCCUGAGGUUCUUUUAAGUCCUCCUGGGAGGUCUGGGAGGGAAGGGGGCUGUGGAGCUUUUCCCUCCUGGGCACACCUGUUGCUGCUCCUGCCAUGGCCCAGCCCACCUUAUCCCCUGGUUCUUCAAGCUGGGAGGCUGGGGGUCCAGCCUGAGGAGGGUAUCCCGGCCUCCAGGUGUGGCACAGGGGCUGUGCCCCAGUGGAGGUUCCAGGUCAGGCAACAGGGUCAUUUACAGUAGGCCUGGGUGGCAUUUCUCAGGACCAAAUUUGUCCCUGAGGAGCUCUGUCCUACUGCCUGUGGAGGGCUCUGGCUGGCUUGGAGAUGACCAGCCAGGGGCCUCUGUGUGUGUGUGCCUCAGCUCAAGAGCUGGGAGUAUUUGCUGUCUUCCUCACCUGCCCCUCUGGAUGACAAAGUCUUUAAACAGUGUGGGUCUUCCUACACAAACCUGGACAUGAAGCCUAGAGCCAUGCAGAAGGAUGAGGGCAAGGGGGUGUGGGAGGUCCCUCAUUCCACGUGACAAAGGGCCCCUGGACAGCAGACAAGACCUACAGCUCUUCAGCAGGGAGAGGGGGCACACUUGGCUUCCGUGUUUGCACUUUAUAGAUCCUGCGUUGAGGGGCUGUAGGAGGGGACAGCCUGGGACGUGGCUUCCCAGUCUUUUGCCUCUGGGAAGCAGAGGUGGCUGCAUCUGCCUUCCUCCUCCUCUCCCUGGACUGUGCUUGGCUGUUGAUGCACGUGGUUGGCACACGUGGGCAGAGGGCAGGGACCGUAGCUGCUGGGACAACCAUUUCCUUUGGCGGGAAAGCCCAAGAGGAGAUGCCUCAGUCAGCAGAGAGGCCAGCUUGGCUCACUGGCCCCCUGAGGGUGGACAAUGACAGCGUCACCUCCUCCUUGCCCCUCUGCACCGUCAGGAAAGGGAUGGUAUCAUUUCGCCCCACACCGUGGCUUUAGACUCGGCUCUUGCUGUCUGUCCUGUCUCACUCUCCCCAUCUGGGAGAUGGGGGCCGUGGUGUGGACCUACCUCAGGGUGGAAUGGUGAGAAGGGACCCAAGUCCUUUAAAGAGGGGGCUGUGAGGUCGGGUCAAUGGUGGGUCCCUGUCCUGCUUUCUCCUCUUCUUUGGGGCUGAAGAGGGGGUUAAAGGCCAAAUGCCUUUUUCCUACGUCCUUAAAUCUGUGCACUUCUCACCACUGUAUUGCAUUUCUGUCAUAGGAAUACUGGCCAUUCCCGAACCUCCUGUGUAAUCAUCACAUCCCAGUUAGAAAUCACUGUGUCCGUAGAAAAAGCAGGCUGGCAUUUGUCGGACAAAGGGUUGGGUCAUCUUUUAACCUACCCAACAUUUCUUCCUCACCUGCCCUCUGGAUGACAAAGUCUUUGAACUGAAUCAUGUGCGGGUCUUUCUCCACGUCCACAGCACGGUAGGGAGAACCCAGCAAGGAAACGGUUUGCAUGAGCGGCGUCUUACGGAAGAGCUCACGCAAGGGUGAUUCUUUAGUGUGGGAUUAGGCUGGCCUGAAAGAUGCCUGGUUGUAACAUUGCCACUGUCACUGUCCCAUUAAAUUGGUGUCCUGUAGACUCUGGUGUGUGUGGUGAAUUGGAGACAAGGCUGAGAGUGUGUUGAUACACAAGCCAAUGGUAGGCUUAGGGACUAACAACCCCAUCCAGUGGGGUUGAAUGUAAUCUGGUUUGGGGUGAAGUACCGU
This is a messenger RNA of Propithecus coquereli (Coquerel's sifaka), 3699 nucleotides long. It is a transcript of the gene DEF8, whose product is annotated as differentially expressed in FDCP 8 homolog (mouse). Lineage: Eukaryota; Metazoa; Chordata; Mammalia; Primates; Indriidae. The transcript is spliced from 12 exons. Bases 43 to 1425 code for a protein of 460 amino acids. The record is from RefSeq and is a predicted model, not a curated record.